CACACCGGACACUAACAGGAGGAGGAUUUAUAACUUUUUUUAACGCAUUUUGUGGAAAGACACGGAAGCGGGUUGGUUGAACGGGGAGCGGAGGAAUCCUCUUCGUUGAGCCGCGAGGAGUGCGCGCUGCGCUGGGUAGCAGACUGACCCACAGGACGGCACCUCGGAGACAAGGUUAUGACGGAACUGAGCUGAACAUGGAGCUUUUCUGGAUUUUCUUAUUUUCUAGUGUCUACCCUCUUGCCUGGGGCCAAGGAGUUUACGCUCCAGCCAACGCCCAGAUCGUGCACUCAGGCGCGGCGUGUAACGUCAAGGAUGAUAACAUCAGCGAGAGAAUCUACACCAUCAAAGAAGGAGACACACUUGUGUUGCAGUGUAUUGUUAAAGGACACCCACGACCACAGGUACGGUGGACGAAGACGGCGGGCAGUGCAUCAGACAAGUUCCAGGAAACAUCCAUCUACAACGAGACGCUGCGCAUCGAGGGCAUCCAGAGGGUGCAGGGGGGUCGCUACUACUGCAAGGCCGACAACGGGGUGGGGGUGGCUGCCAUCAAGUCCAUCCGCGUAGAUGUGCAGUACCUUGACACACCUGUUCUGACGGUGCACCAGACCAUCAGCGAUGUGCGUGGCAGUUACUACCAGGAGAAGACAGUGUUUCUGCGCUGCACCGUCAACUCCAACCCUCCUGCACGAUUCAUCUGGAAACGUGGGAGCAUGCUCAUCGAACAGAGCAAGGACAAUGGAGUGGACAUCUAUGAACCGCUUUACACUCAGGGUGAGACCAAGGUGCUGAAGCUGAAAAAUCUCCGACCCAAGGACUUUGCUGACUACACGUGCCAGGUGUCUGUCCGCAAUGUGUGUAACAUCGAAGACAAAUCUGUGACCUUCAGGCUGACCAAUGCCACAUCUCCCCCAAUGAUCCGGCUGUCAGUAAACGACACGGUGGUGGUUGAUCCUGGCCAGGAUGUGUUCUUAAACUGUGAGGUGACGGCAGGUUUCCCACCUCCCACUGUGACGUGGUCGCGUUACCCAGGCCCUCUUCCCCUCAGUGCCCAAGUUCGAGGGGCAACACUGAUUUUGCGGGCCGCCAUGCCGGCUGACGCAGGCUUCUACAACUGCACGGCUGUCAACAAUGUGGGCAACCCGGCUCGCAAGAACGUCAAUCUUGUUGUCAGGACGAUGAGCAACCUGACCUUCCAGAUUACUCCAGACUCCAACAAGGACAGCGAGACCAUCCAGAUGGGUCGGGACCUCAAGCUGUCGUGCCAUGUUGAUGCUACCCCACAGGACAAGGUCAACUACACCUGGUACAAGAACGGUGCGCCCGUCUUCAACUCAGAUAGCCUAAUCUUGCUGCGCAGCGACCCAGACAUGGCACCCGGCACCAGUAGCUUAGAGAUUGUGGACAUGAAGUUCAGAGACUUGGCUACCUACAGUUGUGUGGCAAACUUCCCAGGCAGCAGAGUGCCGGAGCUCCGUGUGGAUGUCAACAUCUCCCAGAACAGUGUCUCUCCUCCAGUGCUGGCAGUUCCACCAGGAGGUCAGGUGGUCAGUGUGCGAGAAGGUGGUAACAUUGACCUGGUGUGUUUGGUGGUAGACGGUAAACCACGUCCACCUAUACUCUGGUCACGGACAGAGAAGGAUCUGCUAAUGCCAUCAGGGAGGACCAUGAUGGAGACACCUGAUGGCCGCUUGAGGUUAAAGAACGUCAGCAGGGACAUGAUGGGAGCGUACCGGUGCCAGACUGCUCCAUACAACGGUCUCAACAUCAAACGCAGAGAGGCACAGGUCCAACUCAAUGUGCUGUUUCCUCCCAUUCUAGACCCAGUCUUCCAGGACGUGCGUUCUAGGAACUACCAGAUGGUGACCCUGAGGUGUACGGUCAUGCGGUCAAACCCACCACGCCUAACAGACAUCCGCUGGUUCCGUAACGGUGACUUCAUCCGCAUGCCCAUGCCAGACCUGAAGGAGACACCGGAGCUGAAGUUUAAACUGGAACCCACCAACAACGGCUCUUAUGAGUGCCGAGUCAGCAACAGUGCAGGGACAUCAUCUUGCACAUUUAAUGUAUCUGCACAACCCUACAGCGCAGAGUUCUACUUUGACACACCAAAUCCAGUGCGGAUUCUAAAAGGAAACAACUACUCCUACAACCUGCAGUGGACACAGAAAGAUCCAGAGGCCACGGACAGAAUCAUAGGCUACUGGAUUAUUGUCAGAAAGAACAAGCAGAACCUGCUGCCGCAGCAAAUAGACCUUAAGGGCAAGGAGCCAGAGAAGGGUGUGCUGAUGACCCAUACCAUAUCAGACCUAAGAAUCCCUCUGUCCUAUGAGGUCCGACUGGCUCCAGUCACCACCUACAGCACCGGGGACUACGUCAGUCGCAUCAUACAGUACUCAGAGCCCUACACCUACCCAAGACCCUCAGACCAUGUGUGUGGUUUUGAGGAUGAUAGGAUCUGCGGUUUCUCUCAAGAUCGAAGUGAUGUUUUUGACUGGACGAGACAAAAUCACCUGACACAGAAUCCUAAACGAUCUGCCAAUACUGGCCCCGAGACUGACAGAAGUGGAACCAAGGAGGGGUACUACAUGUACAUAGAAGCAUCACGGCCACGUGUUCAGGGGGACAAGGCUCGUCUACUUUCUCCACUUUUUAAUGUGACCUCCGUCAGAGGCCCCAAGGGCUCCGGAAGAGUCCCAUACUGUGUCUCUUUCUACUAUCACAUGAAGGGCAAACAUAUCGGCACUCUAAACGUACUUCUGAGAGUGAGAAGCAUUGCCUCUGUGGACUCGGUGGUGUGGACAAAAUCUGGUCAUCAGGGGCCAGACUGGAGGAAAGCAUUCUUCGAUAUCAGUCCCAGUGGACCUUUUCAGAUUGUGUUUGAAGGAAUCCGAGGCCCAAGUUUCGAGGGGGAUAUUGCCAUCGAUGACGUGUCCAUCACCAUAGGGAAGUGCAAGCAGGAGAACACUGUAGCCAGCGCAGGUAAGACAGUUCUGAUCGGUGGAUCACACUCACUCCCAUUGGCCAGCUGGCUUACCUUUGGCCUCUCCUGCUUCCUGUCGCUACUCUACAGAUGAUGAGCACUUCCUGCAGCACCACCUGUCUGUAUUGACAGACACUGCCCUGACUCGCGCUCUUCUUCUUCUCUCUCUACCCUUCUCCCUGUCCUCUCCUCUACUUCUCUGAAUCCCUAACUGUCUGUCCCUCUCCCCUCAUUGUCUUUCUAUCCUUCAUGCAUCCAUCUCGUCCUUCUUGCUUAGAUUAAUGGUAACACAAAGUCUUUGUCUAGUUUCUCCUUCUCUGUUUUCUUUGAACAUUUCCCCCCUAGAUACUCAGUAUAACCAAGUGACGCGCAUACUGUAUUUAACGUGAACAUACUUAAUGAUCUUUGUCACUUUGUCACCGUUUCCUCUCCUUCAUCAACUUCCUUCAUCCAUACAUGCACCCUCUCAUGUAUCUCCACUCCCUUGGACCGCAAUCCUCAACGGCCCCUCCACCCUAUUCCCCAGACACACCAAAGUGUCGGACACUCUACCAAAGAUGACAAAGGACCUGAGGGAAUAAAACGAGGGAACAGGAAUUCCAGGAAGAAAGUGAAAGAGUGAGAGAGAGAAAGUGGGUAAAAUCCUUCUUUCUCCCAAGGACCAUCUCCCCUCUGUCCCAACCUUCAGGACCAUGGGAGCUACUGAAUGACAAAGAGAUGGACCAAGAGAAGAACACUGAUAAAUGAAUGAAUGAUAACCGGAUAAAUUCUGAGGAGAUAACGAACCAGAAACAGAGGGAAAAAGAAGUUUGCUCCUGGUAGCCUCUCUGCUUGCCCUCUGCUUGCCACAAGAGACGAACCUCAGUGCGGAUUAUACGUGUACAUUUAUCUCUCUAUAUAUUAAAUAUAACAAAGUUUAAACUAAAACACAACUAGGACAGUGGAGGACUUUACAAAGUGAAAUUAAAGAAGCACAACAUUUAUACAACCUCUGCUGAUCCUUUGGGUUUUAUUCUACCUAUUAUGUGAUGUUGCAAUUUGUCAGACCUAUACCUUUUUGAUAUUUUGCUUUUUUUUUGUUUUGUUUUGUUAAAGGCGUUAUAAGGGGUCAAGGGCAAUGGGUAAUUAAGUAUUAUAUUAAUAUUUAUGAGAAGAAGAGAAGAUGAUUUGUGGUCCAGAAUUGAGCACGGGGAGGGAAAUGUGAGGAUGACCCAAGUUACCUGGAUAGAAACCUCAACUUUUCUUCACACAUAGUGAACACACACAGACACAUACAAAUACAUCGUUUUCCUUGCUGACAUCGCAGCCAGGCAGUCAGCUCACCCUCUGCCUCAAAUACAUGUCUCAUCUCUGAAUGACCCAAAAGGAAAACCAUGGAUGCUAGAUGCAGUUUUCGUAUUUCUGCUCCCUUACCAUGAACUUCCCAUCACUGGACACCAUGACUGAGAUGAUCCGUAUUGAUCAACAACGACGGAA
Plectropomus leopardus (leopard coralgrouper) is the source of this 4462-nucleotide messenger RNA. RefSeq names its product MAM domain containing glycosylphosphatidylinositol anchor 1 (gene mdga1). Gene Ontology annotation, molecular function: axon guidance receptor activity; protein binding. Gene Ontology annotation, biological process: homophilic cell-cell adhesion; synapse organization. Gene Ontology annotation, cellular component: axon; neuronal cell body; plasma membrane. The record is from RefSeq and is a predicted model, not a curated record. Lineage: Eukaryota; Metazoa; Chordata; Actinopteri; Perciformes; Serranidae.